Molecule: messenger RNA, 2994 nt
Organism: Fusarium graminearum PH-1
Lineage: Eukaryota; Fungi; Ascomycota; Sordariomycetes; Hypocreales; Nectriaceae
Exons: 3
Coding region: 1-2994 (997 amino acids)
Cellular component (GO): mitochondrial inner membrane
Source: RefSeq, a predicted model, not a curated record
AUGCAUGAUGCACCGCUCGGUGUUCCUUCCUUGGGGCUCCCAGCUGAUGCCAUUAUUAUCAACAACCCGAACAAGACACGCAUCGAAAGGUCUCCCGUCGUGGUGGAGGAAGAAGAGGUUGCACCGGAAAAUUUUAACUGGGAAAGUCUGAAUCCUAGUGUGAACAUCGAGCCUGAGGUGGAGGAGAUCAACGCCAACAUUGAAGAGCUCCGCCCUGACACUCGUAUUCUCCGGUUGACAGAUAUAGGGACUCUGGUUGAGUCUCUUUGCAGCGGUUUUACAAUCAAUCAAUUGAAAGACUACCAUCGCGACCGUGUGCCAGAGCAGGAGGAAGGCGAGAUCGUGAACUAUACUUGGAUCGAAGGGAGUGUCCCUUGGGCGUCGGUCAACUCGGUUCGGGUCCGUGGUACAGACAAGACAGCAAUUGCCCAGAAAAUUGUUUUCGACAAGUGGAGAAUUGAGGCUAUGGAAUACGAAAACGAUCUUGGAAAGGCAUACGUUUGGAUGGAUCCUGAGAUCUUCCCCUUUCUCUUAUAUGGUCCGAACAACAUAUCACGCCUGCUAUGGGUGUUGAGACGGGACUUCCUGGUAGGAGAAGAUGAAAAGUUGACCUUGACCAUUGAAAGGUCUCGAAUCAAUAUCACGGCGAGAAAGUCGACAACUUACGGCGUCCUUGCCUACAUGGAUCAGUGCUUUCAAGAUAUGCGCUCUCGAACCAUCGAUGUAGCCCCUUUUCUCCCGCCUGGUACAAGCAGCCCGAAGCCUGCAGAACUCAAAGAGCUUGGCCGCCUUACCAAGACUUCCAUCAAGCGCGUCAGGGAGGGUACAAAAGAGAAAUACCGGGUUUCUUGGUUGCCCGACUCUGAUGAAGCUCCUGCCGAGACUGAAGAUGUCGCUGAUAUGGUAUUCCGCUUGAUGGUCGGCCUUAGGAUCCCUGGCACCCACAACGUUCUUCAGUGUAUUCCCUCGAAAGGGGAAGAUGAAGUCAGUGGUCAGUUUGUCUCGGUUCAAAGACAGACUCGAGCCAUGUCGUGGAGAGACAAGCUUGGUCGGUGGUUCAGGGUUGUUGACCCCAUCACCAAGUCUUCCUGGUCAGCCAAAGAGCCCUCGCCCCUCAAUCUGGCCGCUUCCGCAGAUUUGCCCGAGUGGGACGUUUCCGGUCCCGUCAGGAAAGACACGACCACAGCAACGUUUGGUCAUAUCCUCCACUCAGAGCCUCUCGAUUCGAUGAAACUGCUCUCCCGCAAACGUCACAUUCUAUUACCAUUCAUUCCUCAUCCCGCCGCCUUCUCCGCAUUGAAACCUGAAGACGACGAUACAUUGAACGAGAUUACAACCAUCAUCAUGAACCUUGUGCCUCGUGAGGAGCGCAAGAGAGGUCGAAGCAGCGAUGCGCAGAAGGAGAUCAAAGAGCCUGCAGUUCGCAUCAGAAUACCUGUCAAGCCAGACGCUGAUUUUGUAAAUUUCUCCCUUCCUGAUGACAUGACUGCUGAGUCUUUUGUAACCUGGCACGUGAACGAUUUGUUGCUACCAACCGAAGCUGUUGACGUCCGCCUUCAACACGAGAGGUCGGAGACUUUCAGCAUCUUCAACCGCGGCGUGAAAAAGUUCCUCAAGGCAUCGCAAUUCAACUUGGCUGAAGGCAAGCUUCGAACGCCCGCUCAAGCCACUAUCAAUAUCUCGGGAAUCAUGUUGAGCGGGAGCCGCACAGAUUCGAGCACCAGCAAGAGCAAGAAUAUUGUUUACGAUUUCCGAGGUAUUGAGAUUCAUAAGACCGUGGAGAUGCCAUGGCGAGGCCACACAUUGCGCUACUCUAGCAUCGAGGCGGGACAGCAAGGCGGGCAACGUCAGGAGAUUACAUUGGAGGCCGGUCCUCCGGGCGGUGGUCCUGCCAAGUUUCAUCCUGAGAGACGACAAAGCUUUUUACAACUGGUCGAGGAUAUGGCUACUGGAAAAUGCUUCUCUUGGUACGAUGGCCACAAGUCUAUCAAGAGCCGCCAGUUGGAAGACUACAGCUAUAACUUGCCCGAGAAGGAGCUAACCGACGACAUCAUUGUUGAGGACAUAUUUGACGCAAAGGGUCGGCCCAAGACCGUGGAACGCGAGAGAAAGCAACGCCAAGAUACUGCGAAACAAGAACGCGCUAUCAAGAAACAAGAAUCCUCGAAGCCGCUUGCGACUUCGAAAUCUGAUAGACAAUGGGCGUCUUCGGAGUUGAAGAGAGAACCAAUCCUCGACGACAUCAGCAAGUUACUCGCGGCCAAGAAUGAUUCCAGUCUAGACCCGGCGCCUAGGGUUGAGGAGGUAUCCAACGAAGACGAGUUAACACAAGAACUCAUGGCUAUAAUCGACGCUCCAUUGAAGUCCAGGGCAGCUGCGGUGGGCCGUAACAAUAAGGCAACCAUCGUCAGCACAGGCACCACCAAGGACGAGAUACCGAAGUGGACGACCGAGGGCGUCAAGCAAGUUCCUGCCGAUGAAGAUGCCACCAAAGACAGGGCGCCCGAUAACCAAGACUCCAGCAAGGAUGCUGCCAACGCCUCGCCCACUGAGAAGGCCGCACCCACAAAGAGCAAGAAGAGCGCCGCCGAGACCGAGCGUGACAGAGUUCGUACCGAGAUAAUGAACAACUUCUUCGGGGCUGAGGAAAUCAAGAUCGAAUCCUCUGCGACCAGUGACAACAAGAAACCAAGCGCAGCCCGCAAGGCCAAGAUCACAGCACGCAAGUAUACCGUUCCUGACCUGGAACAGCCCGCGAAGAAGACCAAGGCCAAGGGCAAGGGCAACAACAAGGCCAAGGCUAAGGUAGUAGAGGAGGUAGACCCAUUCCUCGCCCAGUUCGCCACCCGUGCGACCAGCAACAACAGAACCACCGAUCCAAAUGCUACUCCUGGCUUCUUCGACACUCCUCCACCAGAGAGCCAACCAAAGAUGUCGAAGAGCACCGAAAGAAGCAGGAAUGGUGGCAAGAGAGGCGGCAAGAAGAGAUCGUAG